Molecule: messenger RNA, 1157 nt
Organism: Hypanus sabinus (Atlantic stingray)
Lineage: Eukaryota; Metazoa; Chordata; Chondrichthyes; Myliobatiformes; Dasyatidae
Product: transmembrane protein 127
Exons: 3
Coding region: 41-838 (265 amino acids)
Biological process (GO): negative regulation of cell population proliferation; negative regulation of TOR signaling
Cellular component (GO): membrane
Source: RefSeq, a predicted model, not a curated record
CAAUAAUAAACCACUUGCCCUUUGAGUCUGAAAGAACGGGAUGUACGGUAGUUGGAAAAGUGCACCGGAGCGUCACUUUCCUCUGGGUCCUCUUUCAGGAGCGUCACAGGCCUCUACAGUCACCAAAGAGUUAAUCGCGCUCUGUGUCGUCAGGUGGACGCUGGCGACGCGCCGGGCGGAGAAACGCUCCCUCCCCGGCCCGCGGGCAAUGGCAGACGGACUGCAGGUCUCACACAGCCGCAACCUGCCGGCCGCUGUCACGCAGUGCUUCUCGGUGGCGGCCCUGUGCACGGCAGUGGCCGAUCCCAACUGGUUCCAGGUCGUGCCGAACGGCUCCUCUCCGCAGAUCUACGGGGUGUCGUACGUGGUGCGGCUGCACGGAAACAUCUCGUCAGAUCCAAACAGUGUCAUGAACUACGAAGGAAUCUCUCUUCUAAUAGUAAUGGCCACAUGCAGUUAUAUUGGAAUACUGACUGGCUUUGGAGCGUUUCUUAUGAGCUUCUUCGGAUUACCGAAGCCAUUUUUGUUUAACAUACCGGUUAUGCUACAUUUUAUAACAGCCAUUCUGGAUAUUGGGUCGCUGGCUCUGUGCUCCUACUUGUUCUUCCAGGUGAAGACGAGCCUGAGGAAGAAGGAGUUUGAGAAGACGGCCAUGCAUACAGCCCUGGGGGAAAGCUAUGUGAUUGCGGUGUUUGCUCUGGUGUUCGCUGUAAUUGCCUUGGCCUUGAGUCUACACAAAAUCGCUCUGAAGUAUGGGAGAGUGCUGGAUAGCAGGACAGAAGAGGAGUCUACGCUAAUCACACCACAGAGCUUUGCAACUCGUGAGGAGAGCAGCUAGAUGAUUUGCACCACAUCGCUGUAGAUUCUGUUGGACUUGUUCGGUUGAUCCUGUGUCCUGUUUGCAGUGCUGCUUUGGGUAGGGUCAGAGAGUGGGCGGAAUGCAGCCCGGACUGAUCGCUCACUGUCCACUGCAAACGGAGCAACGUCUUUGACUGUUCUAAUUAGGGAAGAAAACAGUAGCUUCAAUGUUUGCUUCAUACAUUUUUAAAAAUGUAUUUUUACUUUUUUUGUACAGUUGUCACCAGUUGUUGAAGUGGCUGCUGAAAAGGCUGCUAAUUCAGUGUUGAUUUAAAAUCAAUAAAAGCAGAACCCACCGA